Molecule: messenger RNA, 2179 nt
Organism: Drosophila grimshawi
Lineage: Eukaryota; Metazoa; Arthropoda; Insecta; Diptera; Drosophilidae
Exons: 11
Coding region: 1-2136 (711 amino acids)
Biological process (GO): receptor guanylyl cyclase signaling pathway; cGMP biosynthetic process; intracellular signal transduction
Molecular function (GO): guanylate cyclase activity; peptide receptor activity
Source: RefSeq, a predicted model, not a curated record
AUGGAGACAACGGCAUUGGAUGCAACAGCGUCCGCAACGGCGUCAGCAACGGCCUCGGCCUCUGCUGCGGCAUCCACAUGCAUUAAGAUCAACAUUAGCAACUGCAAAUCAAAUCAUCCUGCGGCUCGUGCCAGUGGCAGCGGUGUUGGCGCUGGUGGCGGCAGCGGUGGCUUGUUCCUCCUGCCCACACACUCCACGCACCACAAUCUGCAGCUCGAUAAAAUUUCUGUGCGCUCGAUUAGUUCAGAGGAUAUAUCGACUGGCGGCAGCGGUAGAUGCUGCAGUGCCGCUGCACGAAAUCCGGCCAUAAAAACAGGACGGCGACUGCAGCUGAUGCAGAUGAUAAUUCUACCAUUUAUACCAAUAUUGGCAUUGAUUGUGCAAACAUCGCUAACACUGCAGGAGAUAUUGGAGUAUAGGGCCGAUGUGGCCGGCAUUGAGACACAGGUGACGAUUGCAACGGACUUGGGCAAAGUUGUCACACGACUGCAGCUGGAACGUUCCGAGGUGGCCUUCUACAUCUUUACCAAUGGCAGCAAGCAGCGUGCCAAUCUGACACAGCGCUUUGCCAACACGGAUCAUGCGUUGAAUAACAUGACCACUUGGAGCGAGAUUAGUGUGCCGACUGCGCCAGAUGAGGAUGAGGAUGAAUGCGAGGUCAUGCUGAAUCGCAAUGAGUUUCAAAGUCGUCUCAAUGAGUUCAGAGAACGUGUGCGCCUCGAGCCCGAGGAUAGCUCCAUUACAGAAGUCAUGAACUGGUACACAUCCAUUAAUCGCGGCCUGCUCCAUCACCUGAAUGAGCAGAUUAAGGAGACGGACAACAGUGGCGUCUGGCGCUAUCUGGUGGGUUUUAAGAAUCUGCUAAAGAGCAUUGAGUGCCAAAACAUAGCCACCUCCUUUGGCAUACGCUACUAUGGACGUGGUCCAUUGACCGCUGAGAACUUUGUCUCCUAUGUGCGCUACGAAUUUAUGGCCCGGGAAAUGAUCAACUCCACGUUGAACUAUGCUCCAAUGCUGAAAGCCAUGUAUACCAACAUAACCAAUACAAAGAAAUUCCAUCGCGUUAAGCUCAUGAGCAACAUGGUGCUGAAGAAUAAGCCAAAUAUUUCGGAUGAGCGCAGAGCCAAUGAGUACAAUGAAUUUAUGCACAAUUACACUGAUGAUCUCAGAAUACUUCAAAAGGCCCUGCGACGUCUUAUCAAGGAAUAUGUGGACAAAACUUUGGUGGAGGCGGAUCGCAAGGAGGCGAUUGGCAUAGCGAUUCUUGUUGUUGUGCUUUUGGUGUCACCGAUUAUAAUCAUACUGGUCAAGAAUGCAGCUGCAACAAUACAGUUAUACGCGAUAAAUUUGUCCCUAAAAGCGAAGGAAUUGAAACGCGAGAAGCGCAAAAGUGAUUCGCUGCUCUUUCAAAUGCUGCCGCCCAGCGUUGCAAUGCAGCUGAAACAAACACAACAGGUGCCCGCUGAGCUGUACGAGGCAGUUACCAUUUACUUUAGCGAUAUUGUUGGCUUCACCGAAAUUGCGGCCGAAUGCACGCCGCUGGAGGUGGUGACCUUUCUCAAUUCCAUCUAUCGUGUGUUUGACGAACGCAUCGAAUGCUAUGAUGUCUACAAAGUGGAAACCAUUGGUGACUCCUACAUGGUUGCCUCCGGGCUGCCCGUGAAAAACGGCAACAAGCACAUCAGUGAGAUUGCCACAAUGGCACUUGAUUUGCUGGACGCCUCUUCGGUGUUUCGACUUCCCCGUGCCGGCGACGAGUUCGUGCAGAUACGCUGCGGCGUCCACACUGGCCCCGUUGUCGCCGGCAUUGUGGGCACCAAAAUGCCACGAUACUGCCUCUUUGGCGAUACAGUGAACACCGCAUCGCGAAUGGAGAGCACCGGCGAGGCGCAGAAGAUUCAUAUCACCGAGGAGAUGCACGAGGCGCUGCAACAGAUUGGCGGCUUUAAGACCGAGCAUCGCGGCCUCAUCGAUGUCAAGGGCAAGGGACUGAUGAGCACCUACUUUCUCACCUGCAAGGAUGGUCCGGUCCGGGUGCGUGAGGAGAUAUCGUGGUGUGCGGAUAUGCAGCCCGUCUUCCUAGAUCAUCUCAAGCUACAUCCGCCGACAAACUACAAGCUGCCUAAACGAAAAUGAGCGACAAGCAGCACAAGCAACAAUUUGCCAAUGAGCAAAUUAC